AACAAUUUUGAUGGAAUUUUGGUGAUAAAUAGAUAUUAUGUCGUAUUUUAAGAGAAAGAAAGGCAGAUUUCAGAACUUAGGAUUUCUACAUGCAAUUCAUGUUGAGACAAGAGCUUUGAGGGCUCGAGCAGGGGUUAUAGAGACCUCAACUCCGUUUCAACCUUCUUUUAAACGAGAGAAUACACAGCAGAUAACUUUUAAGAAGAUUUCGAAAGAUUCGAAGAACAAUAAGACACCCAUAGAUGAGUGUAAAGAUCGAGUUACUGCUGUAAGGAAAAUAUCCGAACUACUUUUGCUUCAAAGUGAGUCGAGGUGGAAUGAAUCAGACCCCGUCUAUUACAUCCUUAGUAUGAAAUGGCUCAACAAAUUAAAAGAAUAUCUCUGAUACGAUUAUGUGCUUUCUUGACUAAGAAAUGCAAUCUCUUCGAGGAAGCCAGCAGUCAUAGAUGUCCAAAGACUAUUAGAUGCGACAAAUAAGCACCCAGGACCUAUAAAUAACUCUGAUAUCUUGAUGCCUGAAGAUUCUUUCUUUAUAGACAGGAGUAAUAUGUCUCAUUACCUAAACACACCUCUUCGGAGAGAGGUUCAGAGAUCCGAGUUCGUGAUUGUCUCCAGAUAUUUGUGGGAUUAUCUUAAGGCUGAAUAUGGGAUAUAUUAUUCAACCCUACAGAUUUCAGGCGGGCUCAACAUAGACCAAGAAGAAGGCUAUGAAAGGCAGGAAAUCAGAAGAAUCUUCGAAGAUGACAACUUCCUAUGAUCAAACUUUAUAUUGCAAGAAGAGGUAAAAAAACUUGAAUGUGCGAAGAAAUACUUGAUUCUCAAGCAGAGAGCUUCAUGGGAAGAUGUCAAAAAAAGGUUCGUUAAAGUUGUCCCGAAUUACUCUAAGCUGGACUACAGGAUAAAUAUGAGGCUCUGGAAGUUGGAUGAAAGAUACACAACUAUUGACAACUUCAAUGAUUAUUAUAAUUCUUCUAUCCUCCGAGGUGAUGUUACAGAUGACUUUACCGUCCCUGCAGUUAAUUUGGAGCCUUAUAACAAGAGACUUGUUGAGCAAACUGUGGAUAUUGACGACAUGAAGAAUCCUCCUGUAAUCAUAUGUGAAAUAAAGGACAUAAAUGAUCAUAUUUGGCAGUUUAAGUCUCGAGCUAAAACACAGAAAUUACGGUUCCUAGUCACAGGCCGAGAGUUAGGCAAAGAGUACAUGAUGAACCAAAACACAGAUUCAGAUAGUGAUCACGAAAAGGAGUGUGAUAUACUAUCUCGAAAGAUUGAAGAACUUCAGACAGAUUCUGUCGCUGGAGAAUUCAGUAUUUACUUCCAACAAACUCUCUGAACUGGAGAAAUCUACGAUCUUCCUCAGGUAGAUUACGGAGUCUUCAGAAUUUUCGAAGAUCUCGAAGUCAGGCGUAAACGAAGGAUUGAAGAACAGAAGCAAAGGGUCAAAGAAAAGCUAGCUCAAGAGAAGAAAGAGAAACAGCAGCAAAAGUUGAAGAAGAUGAAAGGAACAAUUAAGAAAGAAGAGCUUCAGCCUGAUGAAUAUGCCCAACAAGCUAUUGAAAGCGGAAGAGCAAUUUCUUGUGCUAGGUGAUGUGUGAAAGACAAGCCCAUCAUGAUCAGCUGAGAAGGUUGCAGAAAUACCUUUUACUGCAGUGAAAAAUGCCGUGAAGAAGAUGGCAACAGCCACAGUAGGAACUGUAGCAAAAAGUUUGCAGAUACUAGUUUUGGAAUGAACGAAGAUCCUCUUCAUGAUUUUGAUAAGCUAGCAAAAGUCGAAAACGAUGAAAAUAUGGAAGACUUGGAAGACUUCGAUGGGAUAGAAACUUCUAUGAGGCAAGAAAGUUUGGACGAUUUUGAUCAUUCCGGAAGUCAGAGAAAAUAUAAAAAUAAGAACCAAAAUCCUGCAGAGUCCGAGAUCAGGUUGGAAACUUUCUCCCAAGAGGAUAGCACAAGGCUUGAUACUGAAGAUAAAGAAAUGAAAUUUGAAACAGAAUUGGAUGUGACAAACUUUGACCCUCUUGAACUGAAAAGUGAGGGAAAUUCUCAGCCUCAAUUUGAUGUCGAAGAGAGAUCAGAUGAGGAAGAAGAAAAUGGCAACAAAAGAGAAAACUCAACUAUCAUCAAACUGCGCAACCUCAAGGAAGAGAAUGAGCUCUUGUUAGGAGAAGAGGAGCAAGAAAAACUUGAAUCUUCAAGAAAAUUAGAUGACUUGAUAGGCCUUGAGAGAGAUAAAUCAAGCAACUCCUCUGCUACUUCAGACAAAAGUGAGAAUGAUCCUUUCUGAAAGGAAGACAAUGAGAUUAAUGCACUUUUGGACGACAAUGCGUCAAUUGAUGACAACAUCAGUGACCUUUCUGAUUCAGAUAAUGGAGAUAGGAAAGAUCCGUGCUUUAAAGAGAAGAUCAAAAUAGAAUGUGUGAGUCAAAACUCCAAUGAUAUUGAAGAUUACAAUAUUCUGCUCCCCUUGGUUAACGACAUCGACUUGCUAUCUCAAGACAGCAGUGAACUGGAAGAUGAGCCAAAGCAAGACUUUUCUGAAGACUUUAGUGAUGACGAGAAGGUGACGAGCAAAAAGGUGAAAAAGAGAGCUCCAAAAUUUAUACCUCUACCUGAAACUGAUGGCAAAAGGCUGAGGAGAAAGAGACAAAUCAAGGAGGAUGAUAAGAUUAUUGAGGAGAGGAAAAGACAGGUUGACCUGAUCCAUCUCAAAGAUGCAGGAAUCUCCUCCAAAACUCUCGAGAAUGAGGCAUUUGUGAAGAUGCUCAGAGAGAUAGCGAUGAGUCCAGAAGCAUCUGCUGGGUUUAGAAGUGUAAUGGCUGAAAACGAGGCUGCUUUGAAAAGACUUCGUGAUAUGACCAGUUUUGAUGAUAUUAUUAGUCAUCUGAGUUCUCUAACUCCGCCUAUCUUUACAGGAGAGUAUAAAAAGCUAAAAACUUGUGGUUUGUGCAGACAUAGAGACUACAAGAAUGAACUUGGCUUCUUUAUGUCAGGAUUUCCUAUGCUUCUAAACCAAGAAGCAUCCAGUCUAAAGGUGCUUUAUAUCAAGAAAGAGAACAGUGAUACCUUCAUUUCCCAUGUGGGAAAAAUGGAGUUUGAUGAAUACGAGAAGUAUGAAAUUCCUAUAAUUCCAGGAAAAUACUCUGUUGACAGUAUCAAGGAUAUGUUGAAAGCCACACAGGAGGACUUUGAUUACACCAAAAAAGACCUCUCCUUAGUAGACAUGAGGCUCAAUGUUGAUAUCAAUUCUUUGCUUCAGGGUGAACACUUAGAAUUUGAGUUAAAAGAGGGAGACAAGAACGCCAUUUACGCUUAUGAAGUAGAGAAACAGCAGAGAGAACUCUUAAUGAGGGACUUUGUUCACAUCAUGUCUUAUGACGAAGCCUUAAAGUUCUAUCCUCGCUUUGUAGGUAUAGAUUAUAGUAAGAAAUGUGGUGAAGUCAACAAACGUAUUUUUAAGGCCAUUAGACCCCUGUUAGCACAGUUAUUUGACAAGAGUAUAACUAAAAAGUACGAGAAGUAUACCUCAAAUUUUGAUGACAUCUACAGCGAGUACAUGAAGAUGGACCCGAUCGAUUACAGAUUUCGAUUGAAAUUCGAAUAUGUAAACAACGAAGAGGUUAUAACCGAGCUGAGAAAAUUUCAGUUUGAGAAGGAAGGAUUCUCAUUAAAUGACAAGGCUCUGAAGCAGAAUGAAAUUGGCCUUAAUGACCAAACCAAGCUGGAUAAACAAUAUAAACAAGAGCUGAGGGAUAAGUACAAAUACAAGACUAAUGAAGAAAUUGAGAACAUGUUGUACUGCAUCGAAAUUGAUCUCCAGGAAGAAUACUACUGUAAAAUUACAGAUGUGCUUCCUUGCAUUAACUACAUUGAGAAAGUUUAUGUAAUUAUGCCGCCUUCUGCUGAGUUCGACCAAAUUAAGGAAGACUUUAACAGAAAAGUGCUUCCCAAUGAGAACGCUGAGGAAGCUAUUUACAAUUUUAAAGAGCACAGCAUUGAUAUGAUGCUCAGAAAACUGGUUGAGAAAUGUGUGAAAUGAAAGAAAGAAGUAGCACAGACGCAUUUUAUCUCUGAGACUGUUUCAUUACCGAGGUACUUCAUCUGAUUUGCUAAGAAAGGCCAGGAGAGACGGAUAGUUAUGGAACAUAAGAUCAAGCCAUUUAAGAGAAAUGGUUUAUAUGAAUUAACCGGCUUCUUUGUAUUUGAUGAAGAUGAAGGCUCCAAAAAAUCGCAUGAGUUGGUUUCAUAUUUCAGAACACCUGAAAGUGAAUGGGUUAAAAUUUUAAACUCUAAGAUGGAGUUUGACCAUUAUAGCAGAAUCAAUGCUAAGGAGAUCUCUUCAGCAGAAUCACUGACAUUUGAUCAAAAGAAGAGAAAGAUUGAACAGCAAAAGGUUAGUGGAGGAUUCCCUGUUAAAUUUGAAGAGCAGUAUCGACACAACUACUUAUACAAAGGGCUGAUUUAUAAAUUAAUCUCUCAAUAAUUCCAUAAUUUUUUG
Messenger RNA from Moneuplotes crassus, 4492 nucleotides. The record is from the annotation of a GenBank genome assembly. Lineage: Eukaryota; Ciliophora; Spirotrichea; Euplotida; Euplotidae.